UUGCGCAGUGUGCAUUUUGGGUUGCGGCGCUUGCUAGGCUGGAAAAGGGCGGAGAUUCCGCCUGACCGAAGUGGGCGCGCUCACCUGCGGCCGAGGGAUAACUUCUCUGGCCGGGUUCUCGAGCUCUGCUGAGUCACCGGGGAGAAUACCAAAGAGAGAGCGUUUUCGUUCUGUUUACGAAGGCGUCUCUCCUGUGAUUAGUGACUUUGUCAUGCCGAACUCGCGGCCCAGGCCCCGCCGGGGCGCCCGGGGUGGCACCGGGGCAGCCGGCCGGGACGAGCUCGUGUCGCGGUCCCUGCAGAGCGCCGAGCACUGUCUGGGCGCCCAGGACUUCGGCACCGCCUAUGCCCAUUACCUCCUCGUGCUCAGCCUGGCGCCGGAGCUGAAAGACGACGUGAAGGAAACUUUUCAGUACACGCUCUUCAGAUGGGCCGAAGAGCUUCAUGCUCUCAGUCGAAUACAAGACUUACUUGGUUGCUAUGAGCAGGCCUUGGAACUUUUUCCUGAUGAUGAAGUGAUUUGCAAUAGUAUGGGGGAGCAUCUCUUCAGGAUGGGCUUUAGAGAUGAAGCAGCUGGGUAUUUUCAUAAAGCAGUGAAGCUAAACCCUGAUUUCAAUGAUGCCAAGGAAAAUUUUUAUCGUGUUGCAAACUGGUUGGUGGAACGCUGGCAUUUUAUUAUGCUUAACGACACCAAGAGGAAUAUGGUGUAUAAUGCAGCAAUCCAGAAGGCUGUUACUUCAGGGUCCAAAAGUGUUUUGGACAUUGGAGCAGGAACUGGAAUACUAAGCAUGUUUGCUAAAAAGGCUGGAGCACACUCUGUGUAUGCCUGUGAGUUAUCCAAGACCAUGUAUGAACUUGCCUGUGAUGUAGUAGCAGCAAACAAGAUGGAUGCAGGGAUCAAACUGUUACAUAUGAAGUCACUUGACAUAGAGAUUCCAAAACACAUUCCUGAAAGAGUGUCCCUAGUUGUAACAGAAACUGUCGAUGCAGGUUUAUUUGGAGAAGGAAUUGUGGAGAGUUUGAUUCAUGCAUGGGAGCAUUUGCUUUUGCAACCAAAGGCCAAAGGUGAAAAUGGUAAUUGCGAAAAGUAUGGGAAAGUUAUACCAGCAAGUGCUGUAAUAUUUGGGAUAGCAGUAGAGUGUGCAGAGAUAAGAAGACAUCAUAGAGUGGGUGUGAAGGAUGUUGCUGGUAUUCAUUUGCCAUCAAAUGUGAAAUUUCAGAGUCCAGCAUAUUCUUCUGUAGAUACUGAAAAAACGGUUGAACCUUAUACAACUGAAAAGAUGAGUCGAAUUCCUGGAGGAUAUCUGCCUUUGACAGACUGCUUUGAAAUUAUGACAGUAGAUUUCAAUAAUCUUCAGGAAUUAAAAAGUCUUGCAACUAGAAAGCCAGAUCAGAUUUGUAUUCCUGUUAUGAAAGAAGGCAUUCUAGAUGCUAUUGUGGUUUGGUUUGUGCUCCAGCUUGAUGAUGAAUACAGUCUAUCCACAAGUCCCAGUGAAGCAACAUGUUGGGAACAGGCUGUCUACCCUGUACAGGACCUUGCAGACUACUGGAUAAAACCUGGGGACCAUGUGAUGAUGGAAGUGUCUUGUCAAGAUUGUUACUUAAGAAUCCAGAGUAUCAACAUCUUGGAUUUGGAACAUGAAAUGGAUACUACAAAAAGUUUCAACAAGAAUAAAGACUUGUUAUCUUUGGGAAAUGAGGCUGAACUCUGUAAUGCCCUUGCUAACCUUCAGACCAGUAAACCAGAUGCUGUAGAACAGACAUGUGUAUUGGAAUCCACAGAAAUUGCUUUGCUUAAUAACAUCCCAUAUCAUGAAGGCUUUAAAAUGGCGAUGAGAAAAGUAUUGUCUUCCUUGACACCAGAGAAACUGUGUCAGGCCAUGGAUACACACUGUCAGGAUAAUGAGAUGAGCUCUGGAGCCGAACAGAGUAAUAUUGCAGAGAGCACCCCUGAGCCUUUCUACAUAUUAGAUGUGUCUGAAGGCUUCUCCAUUCUGCCUGUAAUUGCUGGCACACUUGGGCAGGUCAAACCAUACAGCUCUGUGGAGAAAGACCAGCAUCGCAUUACUUUGGACCUCAUAUCUGAAGCCAAUCACUUUCCUAAAGAAACACUUGAGUUUUGGCUGAGACAUGUAGAGGAUGAAUCUGCUAUGUUGCAAAGACCAAAAUCAGACAAGUUGUGGAGCAUAAUUAUAUUGGAUGUCAUUGAGCCCUCUGGGCUCAUUCAGCAGGAAAUAAUGGAAAAAGCUGCAAUAUCCAGGUGUUUACUACAAUCUGGCGGCAAGAUCUUUCCUCAGUAUGUGUUGAUGUUUGGGAUGCUUGUGGAAUCACAGACAUUGGUAGAAGAGAGUGCUGUUCAAGGAACAGAGCGUACAAUUGGACUAAAUAUAGCACCUUUUAUUAACCAGUUUCAGGUACCCAUACGUGUAUUUUUGGACCUCUCCUCAUUGCCUUGCAUACCUUUAAGCAAACCAGUGGAACUCUUAAGACUAGAUUUAAUGACUCCAUAUUUGAACACUUCCAACAGAGAAGUAAAGGUCCACAUUUGUAAAUCUGGACAAGUGACUGCUAUUCCAUUUUGGUAUCAUAUGUGUGAUGAAGAGAUUAGGUUGGAUACUUCAAGUGAACCCUCCCACUGGAAACAAGCUGCAGUUGUUUUAGAUAAUCCUGUCCAGGUUGAAAUGGGACAAGAACUUGUACUAAGUGUUCAACACCACAAAAGCAAUGUCAGCAUUACAGUAAAGCAAUGAAGAGCAGUUUCAUAAUGAAAACUGUUAAGUACAGCAUCAGAUACAAAAUUCUUACCAGAAUUAGUGUGGUUGUAAUCAUACUGAUUGUUUAAGUUAAUUCCUUGUAACAACUGUUUUUAAAAGGAUAUUAAUAAACCAUAUUUCAAAGAACCUAAAGAGAAGUAGCAUUUUAAAAAAGUUACUGCAGAUUUAAUUUUUGGAAAAGGAUGCAUCAUUAUAAUGUUUCAUAUUAGGAAACUUUAUUUUUGCUCGGUUUUACCCAAUACCUUGUCAUUGUCAAGUGUAAGAAAAGCAAAACUUUUAAUGUUUUAGACAUUUAUACUUGGGAACAUUUAAAAGGAUCACAUUGAAGACUGAGGGUUAGGUUCACCUGUAAAUCCCCAGCUUGCUUCCUAUAAAUACCCCAUGUGCUUCUGAAACAUCUCAGGUUUUGAGAAGGCAAAUUUGAAUAAAAAUCUAAGUUAUAAGAUAAAUAUCAUUGAAGAGUAAAGAAGUUAGGGAAAAAUAAAUUUUCAGGAGGCGUUUUUUCCUUGUCUAAGGAAAAAUUAAGCUGAUUAAAUUAAAUUAGUCCUAAACCACUAGUUUUCAAAGUUUUGCUUUGUAAUAAGAAAUAGGAAUAAGAAAAUAGUUGACUCAGUUUUUAAAAUCUUUUGAAAUAGGGAGAUUAAUAAGAUCAUUUUCAGGCAUUGAAUAUGCUGUAUGCUUUUUGUAAGCAGGCCACAAGGAAAACUAAGAUAUUCUUUGCUCUGGGCUGCCUAUCCCACAUUACCUCUAUUACUGUUGAAUUACCCAGCUUUACUUCUUUUUUUUUUUUUUUUAAUAAAUUUUAUUGCGUAUAUGUGAGAUACACAUGAUGUUACAGGAUACACAUAGACAGUAAAAAGCUUAUUAGUGUGAAGUGAGUUCACAUAUCUACCAUCUGGGUUACCAGUCUUGUGUUUCUGUGGCAAGAACAGCUCAAACCUCCUCAUUAGCAUGAAUCCCAAAUAUAAUACAGUUACCUGUUGUUUUCAUGUUAUACAUUAGAUCUUCAGAUUUGUUCAUUUUUACAUUUGCUACUUUGUAUCUUCUAACCUACAGCAACCCAUUUCCUCCCCAAUGUCACUGCUCUCCCAACCACUGUUUUGUUCUCUAUACAACUUUAGAUUUUACAGGUAAGUGAAAUCAUUUUCACUGUGAUCAUUUUUCUUUCUGUGUCUGAUUUGUUUCACUUAGCAGGUUUUCCAGGCUCAUCCAUAUUGUGGUCAAGUCCCCUUCCUAAAGGCUGAAUAAUAUUCCAUUGUAUUUAUAUACCAGUUCCUUAUCCAUUUGUCUAUCAAUAGAAACACUUUCUGCACCUUAGCAGUUCUGAGUAAUGCUGUACGGAACAUGGGAGACAUCCAUGUUUUACUAUGAGGUGGUGACUUCAUUCCUUUGCGUGCAGGCCCGGAAGAGGGAUUGCUGGAUCACGACAUAGUCAUUCACUUUUAACUUCUUCAGAACCUCCAUACUGUUUUCAAUGGCUGUGUUAGUCUAUGUUCCCACCAACAGUGUUCAGAAGUUGUCUUUUCUUCACACUCUUGCCAACUCUUUUGAUAUUGUAAAUAAUAGCCAUCCCGAUGGGUGUGAGAUAUCUCAUAAUGAUUUUGAUUUGCAUUUCCUUGAUGACUGAUGGUGUUGAGCAUCUUUUCGUGUACCUGCUGGCCAUGUGUUUGGAGAAGUGUAUCAGGUCUUCAGACAAUCUUAAUAAGGUUGUUCUUCCACAAUGGAGUUGUGUGAAUUUUUUAUAAAUCUUAAUUUCUUAUCAGAUAAUAUGGUUUACAAAUAUUUUUUCCCUGUUGGUAGGCUGCCAUUUUAUUUAGCUGAUCAUUUCCUUUUGCUGUGCAGAUCUUUAUAGUUUGAUGUAUAGAUGUCUCUUGGUAUCUGUAGCCCCUUCCCGAGGAUACCAGAAUCCAGUGAUGCUCAAGUCCGUCAUACAAUGGCACAGUGUUUACAUACAACCUAAAUACAUCCUCCUACAUAAUUUAAAUCACCUCUAGAGUACUUACAUCUAAUACAAUGUAAAUGCCAUGUAAUAGUUGUUAUAGUUUAGGGCGUACUGACAAGAGGAAAAGCAUACAUUCAUGUAUAUACGAGUUUUUCUUCAGAAUAUUUUCCAUCUGUGGUUGGUUGAAUCCACAGGUGCAAAGUGUGGAUACAGAAGGCCUACUCUAGUCUGAUUUAUUGUUUUGCUUUUAUUGCCUAAGCUUUAGGUGUGAUAUCCAAAAAAAAAAUCAUUGCUAAGGUCAACAUUCAAGAGCUUUCCUCCUAUGUUCUCUUCUAAUUUUGUUGUUUCUGGUCUUACAUUUAUUCCUUUAUUCAUUUGGUUAACUUUUUUGUGUAUGGUCAUAAGGUCCAAUUUAAUUCUUUGGUAUGUGUAAAUCCAGUUUUCCUAGCACUAUUUAUUGAGACUGUCUUUUCCCUGGUAUAUCCUCUUGGUGCCCCUGUCAAAAAUUAUUUGACCAUUUAGGUUUGGAUUUAUUUGUGGAUUACUCUGUUCCACUGGUCCAUUUUAGACAGUACCAUUAAAGUUUUAUAAUUUUAUAUCAGUAAAUGUGAUACCUCCAAUUUUUUCCUUAGGGUUGUUUUAGCUAUUUAGGGUCUUCUAUGUUUCUGUAUAAAUUUUUUUUUUUUUUGACAGGCAGAGUAGACAGUGAGAGAGACAGAGAAAGGUCUUCCUUUGCUGUUCGUUCACUCUCCAAUGGCCGCCGCGGCCGGCGCGCUGCGGCCGGCGCACCACGCUGAUCCGAUGGCAGGAGCCAGGUACUUCUCCUGGUCUCCCAUGGGGUGCAGGGCCCAAGCACCUGGGCCAUCCUCUACUGCACUCCCGGGCCACAGCAGAGAGCUGGCCUGGAAGAGGGGCAACCGGGACAGAAUCCGGCACCCCGACUGGGACUAGAACCCGGUGUGCCAGCGCCGCAAGGCGGAGGAUUAGCCUAGUGAGCCGCGGCACCGGUCCUGUAUAAAUUUUAGAAGUGUGUUUUCUGUGAAUAAUGUUAUUGGGAUUGUGCUAGGGAUUACAUUGUUUAUAUUGAUUUGGGUCAUAUGGACAUUUUAACAAUAUUAAUUCUUCCAAUCUGUGAACACAAUAUCUUUCCAUCUAUUUGUGUCUUCAAUCUUUUUCAUCAGUGUUUUAUGGUUUUCAGUGUACACAUCUUUUAUCUCCUAGGUUAAAUUUAUUACUCUAUUUUUUAUAUGGGAUUUCCUUUAAAUUUCUCUUUUAGUUAUUUCUAUAUAAAAAUGUUACUGAUUUUCCUGUUGAUUUUGUAUCCUGUAACUUUACUGAAUUGAUUUAUUCUAAUGAAUUCAGUUAUUCAAGCAGUUUGUGAAAUAUUUGGGGUUUUUCUACAUGUUGCUUAGUUUUACUUUCAAAAGAAGUAUUUGGUAAUAUGAACAGAAUACUAUUAACUACUACGAACUAAUAUAUUUAACAUCAUAUAAAGGCAUGUUGAAUAUGCCAUAUAUAAAUGUAGUGCAUAAAACACAUAAAGCAAAGGUUUUGAGUAACUAUACUCCUUCUUUCCAUAUGCAACACUGUAAUGGUACUUUUUAUACUUUCUUAAUAUUACAAAAUGUUAAACAUGACCCAGUUGGUUUUGAUUUAACUAGAGAAACCUCACCCUUAAAUAGUAACUUUCUCCCAAAUAAGACCUACUUUGGUCUGAGUGUGGCUUAAUGAAUAAUUCAGACCACUCAGUAGUUGACAGCUUUAAUAGCUCUGAACAAAAGCAGUAAUUUAAUAUUUUCGCUGUGCCUUAAUCAAGAAGUUUUUGUUAAAGCAUUAAGGGUUUAUAUUUAAAGAAUGAGAGACAUAGAAAGUUGCGGGAAAAAUGAUAAAUUAUUAUUUAUUGAAAGACAUCCAGUUGAGGAGUAGAGAAAUAACUGUUAGGUAAGCUUUUAUGGCACAUGAUUAAAUUCCACUAAUUCAUUUUUCUGGAUUAUGCCUUCUAUUAAUUCCAAAGCAUUAUAUUCAUGCAGCAUGGUAGGAAGCGUUGUUUUAGAAUAAAUGUCCAUCCUCUUGCUAAAGUAAUGCGACAUCAAGAGCAUUUAGUUGGAAGUCAUCUUCUACCAUUCGAGUAUGUGGUAUUCUGAUGUUCUUAAGUCUAAGUCUAGGAAAUUUAGACAGUUUGCAAUAUAUAAAACUCAUUUAUAUAAAUCCAAUAGUUGUACCUGGUUUUCACCUAUCUUUGUGUUGAAAUUUUCCAUAAUUUAUGGCUUGUCCCAGGCACAACAUCCUGAGCUAUGGGAGAUACUGGGUAAUGGAAUAUCAUGGUUUUAGCACAGUUUUUUCAUACUGCUCAGGAGUCCAUAGAUUUAGCUGAAGGUUCUUUUUUCUCCUCCGUAGCAUCCCCAAGUACUUCAUCAGAUAGCUUGGCUGUAGUAGGAGUAGUCUGGGGAGUCACAGUGUGUCCAAAUCCUUGGUAGUGUCCCACUGGUGAAGGUGGCAUAGAAGAUGCAACAGACAUUGCAUCUUGUGAUGAUGACGAUAACAAGCUUGUAUGUUCAUUUUGAUCUUGAUCCUCAGGAAAAAAUUUUUUCCUAGGAUGUCCUCUGACUGUUCGUCCUUCAAAGUAAUAUAGAGGUUUCUGUGUUAGCCAGUUAUUUUGACCAUUGUAAACUUACCAUUCUAAAAAACGCUCCCUAUUUCCUCUACCUCCCACCUCUGCCUCUUCCAAAUUUGAAGAGCCAAUACUAUGCCACAGCUUUACUCAGUUUUCUGUUUCGUAAAUAAUACUUAAUUGCCCCUGGCAAAAAUAUUAAUAAGCCACAUAACUGGAUGAAUUAAAUGGCUGGUACUUACCAACAUGUCUUACUUGUUCAGAAAUAUCAUCUCUAAUAUCUGAAACAUCCCACAUGGCAAGAAAGGAAUCAAAACAGGAGCCCUCUUCCGCUUCUUGGACAUAUGGUUUAUACGAGAAAGUGUAGUGAUGAGCAAUAGCAGCAAGGAACAUUUCAAUACAGAUAAUAAAGUCCUGUAACAACAACAAAAAUAUCAGCCAUCUUUGGAUUUAAAUCUAGUUUUUUACAGUGUUUUCUCCAAGUACUUUUCAAAGGCACUUAAUAUAUCAACAGUUUUUUUCUUUUUCCAGAUUACAUUCAAAAUAAUUUGGUUUGGACCUUUUCAAUAAAGGACAAGAUGCCAAAAUUUAAAUCCAUUCUGCACUACUACUGAUUCUGUUAUUGACUGAAUAAUCAAAUAUUUCACAGACCCAAGGGCUAGGAGGAGAAAUGCAGAAAUAGAUCAGAAGAACAGAAUCCAGGUUUUAUUCCUGGUUCUACUAAAAUUCCAUAAUUAUGGCCAAUUGGUUCCCUGCUUCCUCAUUUGUAAAGUAAAGAUAAUAGUAGCUCCCUUGCCUGCAGGUUUUAUCAGGCUUUAUGGAGAUAUUAUGUGAAAAUGCUUAACCAGUAGUAAAGUUGAGUUAGAGACAGCACUACUUACCUGGAGUCCUGUAGCCACAGCUUCUACAGUUUGCCAUUCCCAUGUAUGCUUUUCAGAAAUAACGCCAACUUUUACCAACAAAGCAAUAACUACUGCUUGCC
Oryctolagus cuniculus (rabbit) is the source of this 8308-nucleotide messenger RNA. Lineage: Eukaryota; Metazoa; Chordata; Mammalia; Lagomorpha; Leporidae. The record is from RefSeq and is a predicted model, not a curated record.